AUGGUGUUGAGAUCCUUCGAGGUGGUGGUGGUGUUGAGAUCCUUCGAGGUGGUGGUGGUGUUGAGAUCCUUCGAGGUGGUGGUGGUGUUGAGAUCCUUCGAGGUGGUGGUGGUGUUGAGAUCCUUCGAUGUGGUGGAGGUGUUGAGAUCCUUCGAGGUGGUGGUGGUGUUGAGAUCCUUCGAUGUGGUGGAGGUGUUGAGAUCCUUCGAGGUGGUGGAGUCUUUGCAGAACAAGAGCUAUAACCACUUUGCUGCUAUCUACUACCUGCUGGUGGAGCGACUCAAGGCCCAUCGCUGCAGUUUCCCGGUGGAGCAGCGGCUGGACGCCCGGCAGCGGAGGCCCAGCACCAUUGCGGAGCAGACCGUUGUCAAGUCGUCCAACGCUUCGGCCCAGACUCACAGCCCCUUGGAACACACUUUCAUGGUGGACGAAGUCAACACGCCCAAAGUGAACGGCUGCAUGCUGGACCCACUGCCCCCCUCUGCUGUCCUGCGCAAGUCUUCCACAUCAUCUCCUAGUAACAUGAUGGAGACGUCAAUCGAUGAGGGCAUUGAGACAGAAGAGCCCGACACCGAAGACGAUCCUCCCCACCUGCUCUCAGCCUAUCAGACGGCUCGGUUUGGCCAACGCAGGCACACCCUCUCAGAGGUCACCAACCAGCCUGGGCAGCACCAAGGUAAACUUUUCCCCCUCGGGCACAACCCCUCCAUGGGCAGUGUGGACUCUGACAUGGGCUACGACAUGGGCUCGGUGCAGAGUGACUUUGGUCUUUUGGAGGAGUCCUCACCAGUCGCUGAGGUCGGCCCAUCGCAGUUCCUCAUCUCUCGAGUCCCGAACCCCACCAUGGACGCCCUGUCCUCCCACCACCGGGAGGCGCACAACCGCUCGCCCAUCAGCUUCAGAGAAGGCCGCCGUGCCUCCGACACCUCCCUCACUCAAGGAUUGGUUGCUUUCCGGCAACACCUUCAGAAUCUUGCGAGGACCAAAGGCAUACUGGAGCUGAAUAAGGUCCAGAUGCUUGUGGAGCAGAUGGACUCUGCAGAAGGGGCCAUGAUGGGGCCCUUGGGACAACAGCACCACUUGCACAAUCUCCUGGAGGGAGAGGCGUCCAAGCAGCACCAGGGGCAUACUAUGUACCAAAGUGUUCCCCAACCACCUCUGCUUUCCCGCAGACAGAGCUUGGAGACACAGUACUUCACACAUAGGCUUCAGGCAAGUGUCAUGGCUAACAGCCCUGCUAGCUGCCAGCUUUUCUGUAAGGAAGCUCCUCGAAGUUUAGAGCAACAACUGCAGGAACACAGACUGAACCAGAAGCGGAUGUACCUGCAUCAGUCCCAGGGGAUGGGUCUGCAGACGUACUUCAAUCAGAUGCAGAUCGCUGAGGGCUCCUUCUCUGCUGGAGGUCCUGCUGACAGCAGCUCCCAGGUGCAGCAGUCGGGACCUGCACAGGCCUCGUCCUUCGGUCACCCCCUGAGUCCUUUGCUAGAGCCGAGUGACAUGAGCCCUCUGCUCUACGAGCCCUACAUGAGCCCUCAGCAUUACCCCUCUCACAUCAACCCCUCACUACAAAUGAGCCCUCACCAACUCGAGGCCAGCGCCCUGAGCUACAGCUACCCCACCAGCUGUGAGCCGGCCCUCUGCCCCGGCUCCUCUGAGGCCCUGACGGAGCACUACCACUUUCCCCUGGAGCCCUGCCCCAUGCCGCCCUCUGCACACGAGGGGGAGCUCCAGGCCUCCAUCCUCGACACGGAGAUGAUGGAGACUGUGGACCCUCAGCAUGGAUUUGUACUAGUCAACUGA
This is a messenger RNA of Knipowitschia caucasica, 1800 nucleotides long. The record is from the annotation of a GenBank genome assembly. Lineage: Eukaryota; Metazoa; Chordata; Actinopteri; Gobiiformes; Gobiidae.